Molecule: messenger RNA, 7014 nt
Organism: Aspergillus alliaceus
Lineage: Eukaryota; Fungi; Ascomycota; Eurotiomycetes; Eurotiales; Aspergillaceae
Product: ketoacyl-synt-domain-containing protein
Exons: 3
Coding region: 1-7014 (2337 amino acids)
Biological process (GO): fatty acid biosynthetic process; secondary metabolite biosynthetic process
Molecular function (GO): phosphopantetheine binding; oxidoreductase activity; fatty acid synthase activity
Source: RefSeq, a predicted model, not a curated record
AUGGCCGACAACUCCAACUCUAACAACAUUAACGCCACAGCCCCUCUCGAGCCAAUCGCCGUAGUUGGUCUGGCUUUGCGCCUGCCUGGUGGCGCCAACGAUGCUGACGGCCUUUGGGAGCUUCUCGAGAGUGGCCGACCGGCAUGGACGCCGGUGCCAGAAGACCGGUACAAUGGAGAUGCCUUUUACCACCCCAAUGCCGACGAUGCUACCGGCACCAGUAACCACCCUGGCGGACACUUUAUCUCGGGGGAUGUUCGCGACUUUGAUAAUACCUUCUUCAAAUACUCCAAGGCGCAAGCCGCUGCCAUCGACCCACAACAACGCAUCCUCCUAGAACUCGCCUACGAGGCUCUCGAAAGCGGUGGUAUCCCCCGCGAGGAUGUCGCCGGGACAGCCACCUCGGUCUACUCAGCCCUAUUCCCAAUGGAUUAUGACCGCAACCUGUACAAGGACACACUCGACAUGCCCACCUACUACAUGUCAGGCGUAGAAAAGGCAAUGCUAUCGAACCGUAUCUCACACGUGAUGGAUCUGCGCGGUCCCUCAAUGACGCUCGAUACAGCAUGCUCCGGCGGCCUUAUUGCCCUGCAUUUGGCCUGCCAAAGUCUGCGGGACGGCGAGUCGGACACAUCCAUUGUCGGCGCCUCUAAUCUCACGCUUGGUCCCGACCACUUCAUCGGCCUGAGCAAUCUACACAUGCUCAGUAGCACCGGACGCUGCUACCCGUUCGACCAGCGUGGCAAGGGGUAUGGUCGUGGUGAGGGUGUAGUUGUGCUGGUUCUGAAGCGUCUUGAUGCCGCGAUCCGGGACCGUAACCCCAUCCGAGCAGUGAUCCGAAAUACCGCCACGGGUCAGGAUGGCUACACACCCCAGGGGAUCACCUAUCCCAAUGGCAAGGCACAAGCCAACCUAGCACGUACGGUGUACAGCCGAGCGGGUUUGUUGCCGGAAGAAGUUGCCUACGUUGAGGCCCACGGCACUGGCACGAAGGCCGGUGAUCAGGAAGAGUUGGACGGCAUUGCAAGUGUCUUUACCGGCUCUAAGGAACGCUCGGUACCUCUCUAUGUUGGGUCUAUUAAAGGUGCCAUCGGCCACGGCGAGAGCGCGGCUGGUCUUUCCAGCUUGGUCAAAGCAACUUUGAUGUUGGAACGUGAGCUAAUCCCUCCAGUCGCCGGUUUUGAGACCCCGAAGCCAGGUUUGCCGUUAGACAAGAUAAAGAUCCCGACUGAGGUGAUCCCCUUCCCACAAGCUGCCGGUAUCACCCCCCGAAUCUCCAUCAAUAGCUUCGGCUUUGGUGGUGCAAAUGCCCACGUUAUCCUUGAACAAGGGCCGCGAAAGGCUCAGAAGGCAUCUAGCUGCGACGAUGGCUUCUCUCGCCUCUUCACACUCUCCGCAAAUAGCCCGGCAUCCCUGAAAGCCAUGAUCCAGGCCCAGCACGCAUGGGUCGAGCAACGCGCAGAGACACCCUUGGCUGAUCUCUCGUACACGCUCUUACACCGUCGCUCUGCACUGCCGUAUCGUUUCAGUGCCGUGGCAAAUGACCGAGCCUCGCUACUCGAGGCACUCCAGCAGGGGAUCGCUGGCCCCGCGGCCAAGCCCGUACCUGCUGAGGUGGAUAUCGUCGCCAUUUUUACUGGUCAGGGCUCCCAGUGGGCGGGAAUGGGCCGCGAGCUGCUGCUGGAGUCCAACCCAAGCCCCAUCUUCCGCGAUUCUAUUCGCAAAUCCCGCGAUAUCCUAAACCAGCUGGGUGCCGACUGGGACUUGGAGACUGAGCUUCUUCGCAAUCCUAAAGAAUCUCGCAUUAACGAGGCCAUGCUUGCACAGCCUUCCACGACCGCCGUUCAGAUAGCCCUCCUCGAACUACUCCAGGCGCAAGGGGUGCACCCACGCGCGGUUGUAGGCCUCUCGAGUGGUGAGAUUGCCGCCGCGUAUGCCGCAGGACAUCUGACGCACGAGACUGCCCUCAAGGUUGCUUACCACCGUGGCUUCAUGGUGGCUGCCGUCAAGGCCAGAGGCCUUCCCCGCGGCGCUAUGCUGUCUGUUGGACUCGGCGAGCAUGAUGCCUCCAAAUAUCUGGAGAACUUACCUAAAGGUAAGGCGGUGAUCGCUUGUAUCGCGAGUCCCCGAAGUGUGACUAUCUCGGGUGAUGCCGAUGCCAUUGAGGAAGUGGACAACCGCAUCGCCCUGGCCAACGAUGGAACAUUCCACCGCCUGCUGCAAGUUGAUACUGCAUACCACUCACACCACAUGGGGGCAGUCGCGCAGGAGUACCGCGAUCGUCUCGGUGUCUUAGAUGUUGAGCGCAGGCCUACUUCCAAUGGCAAGCCUGUUGAAUAUGUAUCGUCUGUUUCGGGCGAGCCCAAGUCGUCUGGGUUCGACGCUGAAUACUGGAUCGACAACUUGGUAAACCCGGUCCGCUUCUCCGAUGCCGUUGAGACCCUCGUCAGAGCUCGCCACCAGUCUGGUCAAAAUGUUUUCUUCGUCGAGGUCGGCCCGCACCCAGCACUGGCUGGACCAGUCCGCCAGACCUUGCAGCAACCGGACAUGCCCCAGAUCUCUUAUGACUACCAGGCACCUCUGCAGCGUAAGUUUAGUGCUAUCGAGAGCACCUUAACGUUCAGCGGCAAGCUGUUUGAACGCGGAGUUCGCGUCAACUGGGAUCCUGUGUCCGCACUCGCUCCAGGGGCAGACACCGCAUUAGUGCGCCACGAUCUGCCCGCAUACCCAUGGGACCACUCAACCAAACACUGGCAGCAGUCCCGCGUGACGCGUGCAUAUCUCACACGCAAAGAGCCAUACCAUGAUUUGCUUGGUGUUCCCGUUCCCGAUGCCACUGAUCUCGAGCCCCGCUGGCGCCAUUUCAUCAGCAAGGCUAGUUUGCCAUGGCUGGAAGACUACGUGGUUGACGGGGUGACAACCUUCCCCAGCGCAGGAUUCGUCAGUAUGGCAGUUGAGGCCGUGGCACAGCUCGCCCGUCGCCGUAUCGCCGACCUGCCACUUGAGGCAUUCUCUCUCCGUGAUGUUUACUUCAAGCGUGGACUUGUCGUGCCCGAUCGGGAACGGGUGGAAUUACAGUUGAGUCUCCGACCACAGUCUGGUUUGGACUUCGGCUUUACCUUCACCAUCACGGCUCUCUCACAUGAUGACAAUGAGUGGCAUGAGCAUGCCACUGGUGUUGUUGAGGCUGUGGUGGCAGAAGGCCGUCCCUCUGCUGACGAAGCCGCGCCGGAGGAAUUGCCCCAGCUUCCUUCUAAGAGUGAGAUUGUCUCCAGGGAAGUCCUCUAUCGCGAAAUCGAAGCGGUUGGCAACAAGUAUGGCCCAUCGUUUGCCGGUCUGGACUCCUACACUAUUGCGAGUGAUGCUUCGCAGGCCUUGUCCUCGUUUGGCAUUCUCGACAUCAAGGCUUCCAUGCCUAGACAGCACCAGCGCCCCCACGUUGUCCACCCAUCCACCCUCGAAAUUGUUUUCCACUCGUCCCUGCCGCUUGUCGGCCGCCGUCUGGGCUCCGGAACUAUUACGCCGGUGCACAUUGAUGAGUUGCUAAUCUCCUCUAGUCCUUCUUUGCAGAAGCCCAGUACCAAGCUGGAUAUCUCGACCCAGCUAUCGUCGAGCCAUCUGCGCACUGCCGUUUCCGACAUUUCGGUGCUGGCUAGUGGGGACCGCGUGCUCUCGGUUUCGGGCAUGGAGUUCAAGAGCGUUGGGUCGAGCUCUGCAGCAACCACCGACGCUGCAAGCGCUGCAAAUGCGCGAAACAUCUGCUACGAGCUCGGCUGGAAGCCAGAUGUAAACUAUGUGCGCGCUGAGGACUUGCCAGAAAGCCCAGCGUUGGCCGACCUUCUUACACUGAUCACCAGCAAGAAGCAUGGCCUUACAACCAUUGGUCUGGGUGCUACAGUUGAUGCAUCCGAAGAGGUCCUUACUACGAUCGAGUCCCAGAACAGGGUGAUCGUGCACGACUUUGUUGACUCCACUCCGGGCCGCUUCGAUGCUGCUGCUGCGCGCCUUGGUGAAUUCCAGGUGCAGUACCGCACCCUCCGCCCCCAGUCCAACCCUGCGUUGCGUGGUUUCCGAACCGGUGCGUACGAUCUCGUGCUGGUUGGAUCGGCCCAGUGGCUCAACCAGGCCGCCGUCCUUGUUCGACCUGGUGGUACAGUGCUCCUGGUAUUCAGCGGACGCAACGCCAAGGGUGACUCAUGGCGCGCCACUCUGCAGGGAACGAAGCCUACUCGCCUUGAAGAGCAGCUGGCCUUCCGUGAGGCUGCUGACGGCCGGUUGAUUGCCGUUGCAAAGCCAUCUAGGUCUCAGCUCCCUGGCCAUAUCCACAUCGUCACACACUCGACCUCCAAUGCUCCUGCUUGGGUUACUGCUGUUCAGAAAGCACUGAGCACUUCAGAUGCUAAGAUCUCACUCAAUACCUUUGACUCUCUACAUGUGGAGGCCCUCACCACCGAUGAUACUGUCGUUGUGAUCGAUGACAAACCCGAUACUCCGAUCAUCGCAGAGGCCGCUACAUUCCAUGGAGCCAAGUCUCUCCUAUCCAAGCCAUCCCGUCUGGUGUGGCUUGCGCCCGAUGAGGCGCGCUUCCACCAGAUUACAGGCUUCGCACGCACAGCCCACGCGGAGAACGAUGAUCUGCGAAUGACUACGAUCCAUGCAGCCUCGGGCGUGCUUGCCAAGGAGAGUGCCCACGAGCGUCUGGUGAGCCUUGUCGCCGAUGCAGUCCGUCAGGUGGCAGAUCGCAAGGCCCCGCACGAGGAGCGGGAGUAUCGUAUCCGCACAAAUGGUGCUGUGGUUGUCCCUCGUAUCCACCGCAAUGAGACAAUCAACACUGCUGUCACUGCUGAUGGGGAAACCGGCCCGAAGACUGAAACGGUUCGCUUCGCGGACAGCAAGCGGCCUUUGGCUCUUGCCUCCGACGGGUCACCCUUCUUCGAGGAUGAUAACAAUGUCUAUGCCACGCCAUUAGCGGUGGAUGCGAUUGAAGUGGAGGUCCAAGCUCUUGUGGUUUCCGCUACUGAGGCACCUGCUUCCCUUGGACAGUACGCAGGAAUUGUUGCGAAGGUGGGUGCUAAUGUCAGCUCUUUGACUGCCGGCGAUCGCGUUGUCGCGCUGUCUCCCGUUGUUGGCGCCUCUCGACUGCGCAUUCCCCGUUCUCACGCCGCUCGCAUCCCGGCCGACGUGCAAUCAAGCACCGCAUCCGCCUUGCUUUUGAAUGCCAUGUCAGCUUUGUAUGCUAUUCGUGACGUGGCCCACCUCUCCUCUAGUGAGAGUACCGUCCUGAUUCAUGGAGCGCGCACUGCAGCUGGACGGGCAGCCGUUGCUCUAGCCCGAUCCAUCGGUGCCCGUGUUACGGCUACAGCGGCUGAUGCGAAGGAAGCUCGCUUGCUCAAGGAGCAACUUGAGAUCGAUGCUGCUGAUGUGCUUGUUGCCCGUCGCUCUCUCCACCGUCGCUCCGCGCACGAGGUCUUUGCCGGUGGACUCGACGCGGUCAUCCAGAUUGCUGAGGAUGCCGUCCCCGUUGAAGCAUUGGCGUUUGUCAAGCCAUUCGGAAAUUUUGUGGUCAUUGGUCACCCAUCUUCCCCAGUCGCUAGUGCGCCAAAGAUGCCUCCUAAUAUGGCCUUCCACUUCGUCGACAUUUCUGCUCUUCUGCAGGCUCGUGCUGAUCUGGCAGGCUCUCUUGUCACCUCCGCCGUGGCUGCGCUCGAAAAUACCCCGCUGGCAGGACUGGAUAUCGAGGCCUUUGACGUUUCCGAGGCAGCUGAGGCGUUGGAAUUGGCCAAUGCGAAUACUGAUGCAAAGGUGGUGCUUCAUGCCAACCCUGACUCAACAGUCCAGGUUCUUUCCGCGCCCAACUCGGACCCUUGGGCCGAUGAAGAGGCCACAUACGUCGUUGCCGGUGGCCUCGGUGACAUUGGGCAGAGAUUCCUGGCCAUAAUGGCGAGCCGCGGUGCCAAACACAUCGCCACGAUCACCCGUCGCGGUGUUGACCCCGAGACAUACCGCGCCCUCCAAGCCAAGCUGGAGGCUAUCCGGCCUGGUUUCCGCCUGUACGCUCUCAAGGGCGACCUGUCGUCUGAGUCCAGCGUCCGCGAGGCCGCAGCAGAAGCCACUCGCCAGGGUGCGCCUCCAGUGCGCGGUGUCAUCCAAUCUGCUAUGGUCAUGAUUGACCGUCCCCUGGAGCUGACUACAUAUGAUGACUUCCAAAAUGUUACAGCAAGCAAGGUCAACGGCACACUGAACCUCCGCCACGUCUUCGGCUCUCCCGACCUGAAGUUCUUCCUCUCACUCUCGUCCGUCUCCAACAUCGUGGGCUGCCAAGCCGAGGCCAGCUACAACGCCGGAAACUCACUGCAGGACUCACUCGCCCACCAGGAGAAGCACUUGCUGGAAGACAGCACUCGUUUCUUGACCAUCAACAUCGGCUGGACCGACGAUGCUUCGCUGUUGAUGCACGAUGCCACGCGCCAGGGCGUCCUUCGCCGCGCCGGUUUUGGUAUCACCCGCUCCGAGGAGCUCUCGCGUUUCAUCGACCACGUCCUCGGUGCUGCAAACGGUCAUGAGGCCCCCACCUGGGACCAGGCCAUCAUCGGCUUCGAUACCGAAUCCCUCGCCGGUGCGACCGCCCACAACGGCACCAUCAAGUCCAACAUGUUCAGCCAGGUCCGCGACGCCGGACGGGCCGCCUCAGGCGAACAGGACCAGGGCGAGGAGAAGACCUUUGAACAGGUCAUUGCCGAGGGCAACGUGGAGGCUGUGGUGGAAUAUGUCUCCCGCGCCGUGUCGCAACAGCUGGCCCGUCUUAUCUCGGUGGACGUGAGCAGCAUCGACCUGCGCGAAGGAUCUAUUCUGGAAUUGGGUCUCGACUCACUGGUCGCAGUCGAGCUGCGCAACUUUGUCACGCGACAGUUUGUGGCGACUCUGAAGUCGUCGGAUAUUCUGGCUAACCAGUCAGUAUGGGCCCUGGGUGAGAAGAUCGCGGCUCGCUCCAAGAUGGUGAAUGUUUCGGCUUGA